UUCCUGCUGACAUGAAGGACGUGCCGGGCUUCUUGCAGCAGAGCCAGAGCUCCGGACCUGGCCAGGCCGCCGUAUGGCACCGUCUGGAAGAACUCUACACUAAGAAGUUGUGGCAUCAGCUGACCCUUCAAGUGCUCGAUUUUGUGCAGGAUCCGUGCUUUGCCCAAGGAGAUGGUCUCAUCAAGCUCUAUGAAAACUUCAUCAGUGAAUUUGAACACAGGGUGAACCCCUUGUCCCUGGUGGAGAUCAUUCUUCAUGUCGUCAGACAGAUGACUGAUCCAAACGUGGCUCUCACUUUUCUGGAGAAGACUCGUGAGAAGGUGAAAAGCAGUGAUGAGGCAGUGAUCCUGUGCAAGACAGCCAUCGGAGCACUGAAGUUAAACAUUGGGGACCUGCAGGUCACGAAGGAAACAAUUGAGGAUGUGGAGGAGAUGCUUAGCAACCUGCCUGGCGUCACCUCCGUCCACAGCCGCUUCUAUGAUCUGUCCAGUAAAUACUACCAGACCAUUGGGAACCACGCCUCCUACUACAAGGACGCACUCCGGUUUCUGGGCUGCAUUGACAUCAAGGACCUGCCAGUGUCGGAGCAGCAGGAGAGGGCUUUCACGCUGGGGCUCGCAGGGCUGCUGGGUGAAGGAGUGUUUAACUUCGGCGAGCUCCUCAUGCACCCUGUGCUGGAGUCGCUGAGGAACACAGACCGGCAGUGGCUCAUUGACACUCUGUAUGCCUUCAACAGUGGAAAUGUCGAGAAGUUCCAGUCGCUGAAGGCUGCCUGGGGCCAGCAGCCCGACUUAGCUGCCAAUGAAGCCCAGCUUCUGAGGAAGAUCCAGCUUCUCUGUCUCAUGGAGAUGACUUUCACACGGCCUGCCAACCACAGGCAGCUCACUUUUGAAGAAAUUGCCAAAAGUGCCAAGAUAACUGUGAACGAGGUGGAGCUGCUAGUGAUGAAGGCACUGUCUGUGGGGCUGGUGAGGGGCAGCAUUGACGAGGUGGACAGACGUGUCCAUAUGACCUGGGUGCAGCCCCGUGUGCUGGACCUACAACAGAUCACAGGCAUGAAGGACCGGCUGGAACUGUGGUGCACGGACGUGCGGAGCAUGGAGAUGCUGGUGGGGCACCAGGCCUACGACAUCCUCACCUAGUGUCC
This is a messenger RNA of Elephantulus edwardii (Cape elephant shrew), 1147 nucleotides long. It is a transcript of the gene PSMD13, whose product is annotated as proteasome (prosome, macropain) 26S subunit, non-ATPase, 13. Gene Ontology annotation, molecular function: structural molecule activity. The transcript has 13 exons. Lineage: Eukaryota; Metazoa; Chordata; Mammalia; Macroscelidea; Macroscelididae. Gene Ontology annotation, biological process: ubiquitin-dependent protein catabolic process. Gene Ontology annotation, cellular component: nucleus; proteasome regulatory particle, lid subcomplex; cytosol. Bases 12 to 1142 code for a protein of 376 amino acids. The record is from RefSeq and is a predicted model, not a curated record.